Molecule: messenger RNA, 1218 nt
Organism: Meloidogyne enterolobii
Lineage: Eukaryota; Metazoa; Nematoda; Chromadorea; Rhabditida; Meloidogynidae
Source: the annotation of a GenBank genome assembly
GCAUUGUAUAGGAUUAGAGAAAUAAAGAAGAUUUUCUUGCUAGAAAAAUAAAAGAAGGGGAAUUUUUUGGUUGUUUUCCAUAUUCUUAACAGUGUUGAAAAAAUUGUGUCCUCCCCUAAAUUUUGUCCUAAAAUUAAGAGAUUUAAUCUCUUCAUUAAUUUUUAGUUGCCAAAAAUUGUACAAAAAUAGAAGAAAAUGGCUGUAGACUUUCAAUAUCCUCAAUUUGGAAAUAUGGAUGAUAUUCUUAAUCAAUUAAAUAUAAUUUCUAAUGAAUCAAUUGAUAUUACUGAUACUGUUAAACGGAGUAAGAGCCAAUUAAUGCAGCAUCGACUCAAGAAUCCACUUUUUGCUGUCCUUUGCGAUAUUAAAAAUAAAACUUCACCUUCAAUUCGAAGCAUACCUGAUGAUCAAUCUGACGAUUUUUCUCGAGAUCCGCAAUUAGUUCGCUUAGAUAAUAUGUUAUUAGCUGAAGGUAUUGCUGGACCUGAACGUGUUAAUACUCCGGAAGCUGGAGAUACUGCUGAUUAUAAACAAAAAUUGGUACAAAUUCGUCAAACAUAUAAUGACGAAAUGAGGAAAUAUCAAGAUUUAUUACAAGAACAAGGAACUAUCCGUCCAAUAUCUAAUGAAGAAAUGAAUCGAAUGGUUAAUAUUAUUCAAAAGAAAUUUUCUGUUAUACAAGUUCAAUUGAAGCAAUCGACUUGUGAAAAUGUUAUGGUUUUACGAUCGAGAUUUUUGGAUGCAAGGCGCAAACGCCGCAAUUUCAGCAAACAAGCAACAGACAUUCUAAACGAAUAUUUUUAUGUUUAUAUACACAAUCCAUACCCAAGCGAAGAAGUUAAAGAAGAUUUGGCUAGAAAAUGUGGAAUUACUGUUAGUCAAGUUAGUAAUUGGUUUGGAAAUAAAAGAAUUCGAUAUAAGAAGAAUAUUGCAAAAACACAAGAAGAGGCUGCUAUAUAUGUAAAGAAAGGUGGUCAGGGAGGAGUCCCAACAACCUAUGGCGUUUUAAAUAACAAUGCUAGUGCUGCUGUUGCCGCUGCAGCUAGUUCGAUGUUAAAUAACCCAUAUGCUGCAAAUAUGCUUCAACACGGUCAAGGAGAUUUACAACAUCAAAUGAUGGGUGGUGGAUUUGAUUUGACAGCUGGAUAUAAUCCACAAUUGUUCCAAAUGAAUUAUAUGCAACCACAACAACCUUCAAAUAAUUCUCCACAAAAUUAA